AUGGGUCACGGUGGACGCUCCUACCUGGGCCUUCGAGGCACCAGACUCAACAUUGCAAUCGGUGUGAUUGCCGGCCUGGAUUUCCUUCUCUUUGGUUAUGACCAAGGUGUCAUGGGUGGUCUUUUAACGUUGGACUCCUUCAUUGCACAGUUUCCUGAUCUCGAUACCUCAUCAGACUCAUUUAAAGCGCUGAGCUCAUCUGCACAGAUGCAUCGAUCCAACAUUGAGGGAACCGCUGUUUCCGCCUACAACGUCGGAUGUUUCUUCGGUUCAAUCAUCUGCAUCUUUAUUGGUGACCGUCUCGGUCGUCGCAAAACCAUCUUCCUGGGCUCUUUUAUCAUGGUUAUCGGCGCCACUCUGCAAUGCGCCUCCUUCAGCCUUGCUCAGUUUAUUGUCGGCCGUAUCGUGACCGGUAUCGGUAAUGGAUUGAAUACAUCAACCGUCCCUACAUGGCAAUCCGAAUGUUCCAAGUCUCAUCGUCGUGGUCAAUUGGUCAUGGUCGAAGGUUCGCUGAUUACCGGCGGUAUCUGUCUCAGUUACUGGCUAGACUUUGGUUUCUCAUUCCUUGACCCCAACUCGGUCUCAUGGCGAUUCCCGAUUGCAUUCCAGAUCUUCAUUGCCUUGAUAAUUUUGGCAUUUGUCAUGUCCUUGCCCGAGUCUCCUCGAUGGCUCAUCUUCCAGGGCCGCGAAGAUGAGGCCACCGAUGUCUUGAGUGCUUUGCUCGACACCAGCCGUGAGGACACCCUUGUCGAGAACGAAUUCACUGCUAUCAAGGAUACCGUCUUGGAAGCACAAAACACCAGCUGGCGCGAUCUGUUCACCAUGGACGAGAACCGUCACUUCCACCGUGUCGUCCUUGCCUACGUCAACCAGAUGUUCCAGCAGAUUUCCGGUAUUAACUUGAUUACUUACUACGCUGCUACCAUCUACCAGAACAGUAUAGGUCUCUCUGGAUUCCUGUCUCGUAUCCUAGCCGCUUGCAACGGUACCGAAUAUUUCAUAGCUUCCUGGCUACCCAUUUUCAUCAUCGAAAAGGCUGGUCGUCGACCAUUGAUGCUGAUCGGAGCUGCAGGCAUGUCUCUAUCUAUGGUCGUCUUGUCUAUUAGCACCAGUUUCGUGGGUCAAACCAAACCCGGUAUUGUAGCUGCCGUCUUCUUGUUCGUCUUCAACACCUUCUUUGCCUGGGGUUGGCUGGGAAUGACGUGGUUGUACCCUGCCGAAAUUGUGCCGCUACGUAUUCGUGCCCCUGCCAAUGCGUUGGCCACCUCAGCCAACUGGGCGUUCAACUUUAUGGUUGUCAUGAUUACCCCCGUUGCUUUCCAGACCAUUGGUUAUCAGACCUAUAUCAUUUUUGCCGUCAUUAACGCCUUUAUCUUCCCCGUCGUCUACUUCUUCUACCCCGAAACAGCGUAUCGCUCCCUGGAAGAAAUGGACACAAUCUUCCACAAGACCAAAUCCAUCUGGUCUUUGGUGCGGAUUGCACGCGACGAGCCGCGACGCUACGGCAAGAAUGGAGAGUUGCUCAUCAACUAUACCCAAACAGACGAGCACUUCCAUCACGUCGGUGGUAUCGCUGAUGUGGAGAAGCGCGUUAGCAACAAAGAUCAUGCCAACCCUCCGUAUCAUAUUGAGAACGGUGAUGCGGGACAUAUUUCAGAGUCGAGCUAA
Messenger RNA from Talaromyces marneffei, 1668 nucleotides. RefSeq lists its product as uncharacterized. The transcript has 5 exons. Lineage: Eukaryota; Fungi; Ascomycota; Eurotiomycetes; Eurotiales; Trichocomaceae. Gene Ontology annotation, molecular function: carbohydrate:proton symporter activity. The record is from RefSeq and is a predicted model, not a curated record. Gene Ontology annotation, biological process: carbohydrate transport; transmembrane transport. Gene Ontology annotation, cellular component: membrane. The coding region runs from base 1 to 1668 and encodes 555 amino acids.